AUCCCGGGCGCGCGGUGGGCGGGGACGUGCGGUGGGUUCGCCUGCCCACGUCACGUGACUGCGGUCGCUUUCUUUAACGUACAGCCUUGGCGCUUUUUUUUUUUUUUCCCCAAAGCCCUGUGGUUACUCUCUGUUUUGAUAAGUGAGGAUUCCCCUCAGAAAUUUAUUAGGGAUGGAAUCAUAUCCCUCGAUGUCCUGGAAACGCUUUAGAAAAUCAAAGGUCCAAGUUUAUCUGUGUUACACAUAUGCAUUAUUUCAUUUCCUAGCAGGUUAAUUCUGAGUUGUUGUUAAACCGUGCCAACAAUAUUCACUAAAAUAUUCAUUGUCUUUUUCAAAUGCAGUUACUUGGUGUGUUCUUGCGUGUCAGCUCUAGCUGUAGUUCCAGGAAGAACACGCUUUGUCAUUCCUUACACUAAUGGAAAGAUGGAAGGCGCGUUGCGUGCAUUCCGGUGCUGCCUUAAUGACCAAAGUAGUGCCCCCCCCGUACGUGUUUACAGAUUUGCUAACUCCCAGAAUAUGCAGAUAACGUUAAUUCUCAUUUACAAGAAACCUUUGAAAUAAUUUGUUACCGGUAAAGGGAAGGAAAGAGGACACCUGAGAUGAACAUCUCAUUCUAGAGCAAUCGUGUCACAGUAUGACAUGUACAAUACCAGCGGGUUCAAAGGACGUUUCUACAUCGACUGCUAACAACUGGAUUCCAUUCAAAAUUACAUUUACUGAUAGCAGUCCAAGAAGGCCCUGUUCCCCCUCACCAAAACUACCUCUGGGACGUGUUCAGGCUGGAGGAGCCAACAUACAAGGAUGGGGUUUGUGUAAAGAGCGUUGCACCGUGGGCACAUGAUUUGGCAAAGCAAACCUGAGAGGCAGCACACAAAAUUUCAUUCUUAAAAACACACACACAUACCUCUGCCAGUAAGUAGCUCUCCAGGACAAAAGCAGUGUACAAAGAAGUGUCCCGGAACACCAUCGGGGCAGUGCUUUCUUUUCGUAGAUCCUCAUAGCAGAUUUGUUGUAGUAUCACCACUAUGUGAAUUCAGGAAGAACUUCUCAUUAACCGUGUGAGCUAGGGAGGAAGUGAAGAAAACACAAGGAAAAAAGUGUUCUAUUUGGAGAGAGAGCCUCCUUGACACCAUUUUUAGAAGAUUAAACCAUAUUCUUGGUUGUUCAUAAGGCUUUAUCCAGUCCUUACACACUCUCAGCCUAGCUGUAACAGUUGCAAGCAUCAAAGCCUUGGCACAAUAGGCAUAUGGUUCAUUCAUUGUGGUUCCUGGUAAUUCCCUUGGGAGGCACAGCUGGCUAACCCUAUUUGGGAAGCCAAUGAAAGUGCUGGAGUGGGGAGAGUCAAAGGCUGAAUUUAUAAGGGAAAUCCUAUCAGAAGGCAGAUGAAGCUGGGGAAUUCCCAGGCCAAACACGCUCAGCAUGGAUACAGGCACCUUUGGCCACCACAGACCUAAGAUCAUUGAGUGCCUGAAGAAGGACAGCUAAAGUUGCUGCAGAAUAUGGUGGUGGUUUCAGAAUAAAUUCAAGACAAAUAUUGUUAAGAUUUGUAUGGACCAAGGGAGGAUAAUUUAAUGGCAAGUUCCUGGUUCAGGCCUAUUGGGACCCAAGUUAGAUCUCCACUAUUCCCCUACCUGUAAGCCUUGGACAAGAGGCUCAGCAUUACUGUGCCUCUGCCUUAUCCAUGAAAUGGUGGUGACUGAACUUUCUGCCAGGUACGGUGUGAUGAAAAUUGCAUUUAAAGUUGAGGAGUGCCCAGAAACAGUAAUAAUGACAGGCAUAUGGUGUCUUGACUGGCACUUGACUGGCUCUUAUAUUUUCGUAUAAAUAACAUGCUAAUGACAACAGCUGUGGUCAGAGACAGGUUCCCCUACUUUGUAUUCUUCCAAAUCUAAUAGUGUUAGGGAUGUCGUCUUGCAAGGGAUCAAAUUCAGGAUAGUAAGAGCUCCUUGAGCCAUGGCCGAUUCUGGGCCAAGCUGUUUAAUGAUUAAACUACUCAGGUUAAACUGUUUUCAUAUUUCGGGAAUCUCCAUAGUUUACCAGAACUCUGACAACAGCACAAAUACAGGAAAAAGGCCUAAACCAAGCAAUUUUAGCUAUUUCUGUUUUUGUUUAUCACAAAAUUAACCCCUCCAUCCAUUUGGUCUCUGAAAAGGAAGCUCAACCCAUUACUUGCUUCUGUUAAUGUCUUCAGAUAUCAAAGAGAUGUGUGCACACUUGAAUAAUUCACUAUAACUCAGUUGUUUAUAAUUUAUGAUACAUGAGAAAUGCAUAGGAUAUGCACACACUGACAUGUUAAAACUAUUUACAUGAGAGCAGCAAUAUGCCAUAUUCUUAAAAAGCACCAGAAAGCAUUUAUUUCACUAUUGAUUACAAAUAACCUCACGCCGUAUUAUUUUAAAAUGCUACUGAAGAUAUUUUAACCACAUAGUGCACAAGGGGGCUUAUCAGCAAUGAAAGUAAAGAUAAAACGUCAAUCCUCUAUCAGUGUGAAUUUUUACAAUAUUCAUUGAAGUACUACAUCCGCUUCCUCAUGAGAAAAACCAAUUUACUCAGAUGUACUGUACUGAAUGAGGCCAAAGGCUUGCGUAUCUAACCACGUCCUAUCAGACCUGCUUAGAAGACUGUGACAUUCGGUAUGAGAUAAAUUUAAUUCAAAUUUAAUAUGAUAUUUCUGAAACAUUCAAAUUUUCAGCGGAUUAAAAACAAGCAAAGAGAUGUCAGAGUCCCUGUUUGACAGCAUUUCUUCUCUUUGGACAUUCACCUGUUGAGCUGUUUUACAAGACUUGUGACUUUUGAGAAUACGGUAAUCUUGUGUAACCUGUGUAGGACGUACUUUUAAGGAUUUAAAUGUUUAGUCAAUGCCAGAAGCCACAGAGGUCUCCGGGACACGCAGAUAAGAGCUGUCCAGAGAAAUUGCUCAACAUCAACUGUAUUCAGGCACACAGAGAAGAGAAAGGUUAAAUAUUAACAGAGCAAUGAUUGCUCUGAAGGGUUCAUCCUAUCACUAUCAAGCUGAAAAAUUGGCGUGGCCAUGUGCAUAUAUAGGUACAUAGUGGAUCUCACUCUGUCAGAGCUGCUGAUGGGAGGUCAGCAAGCAGCUCAAGCAGGCAGCGCUAUGAAGCUGCUCCUCCUGCUCCUGCUCUGCAUCCCUGCCAUUAAACCCCAGGCAUCUGUUGAAUAUGAUAAUGAGGAGGACGACACUCAGCUUGGUGUUCGAAGCCACCGACCCCUGGACAAGCGGCAGGAAGCAGCCCCCACACUCAGGCCCGUGGCACCCCCCAUCUCUGGCACUGGGUACCAGCCCCGGCCCCCAAAGCGGGACAAGCAGGGCAUGAAGAAGGAGCGGAUCAUCUACCCUGAUGCUGGUGGCUGCAAGCAUGCUCUUGAGGAGCUGGGAGUACUGUGUCCAACUGGGUGUGAACUGCAAACGACACUGCUAAAACAGGAAAAAACAGUGACAUCAGUUCUGCGUGAUCUAAAAGACAGAGUGGCCAAAUUUUCUGACACCUCCACAACUAUGUAUCAAUAUGUGAAUAUGAUAGAUGAUAAACUGGUAAAGACACAAAAACAGAGAAAAGACAAUGACAUUAUACUUUCUGAGUAUAACACAGAAGUGGAAUUGCAUUAUAACUACAUAAAGGAUAACCUGGACAAUAACAUCCCCUCUAGCCUCAGGGUCCUGCGUGCAGUUGUAGAUUCUUUACACAAAAAGAUACAGAAACUGGAGAAUGCAAUUGCAACCCAGACAGACUACUGCCGUUCCCCAUGUGUUGCUUCCUGUAACAUCCCGGUGGUUUCAGGCAGAGAAUGUGAGGAUAUUUACAGAAAGGGAGGCGAAACGUCUGAAAUGUACAUCAUCCAGCCAGAUCCUUUUACCAAGCCAUACAGAGUAUACUGUGACAUGGAAACGGAUAAUGGAGGCUGGACUUUGAUUCAGAAUCGCCAGGAUGGCAGUGUUAAUUUUGGAAGACCGUGGGAUGAAUAUAAGAAAGGAUUUGGAAAUGUUGCAAAGAGUGGAGGAAAGAAAUACUGUGAUACACCAGGUGAAUAUUGGCUUGGAAAUGACAAAAUCAGCCAACUUACCAAGAUAGGACCCACAAAAGUUUUAAUUGAAAUGGAAGAUUGGAAUGGUGAUAAAGUAUCGGCUCUUUAUGGAGGUUUCACCAUACAUAAUGAAGGAAACAAAUAUCAACUUUCUGUUAGUAACUACAAAGGCAAUGCAGGCAAUGCUCUGAUGGAAGGAGCUUCACAGUUGUUUGGAGAAAACAGGACAAUGACAAUUCACAAUGGCAUGUACUUCAGUACUUACGACAGAGACAAUGAUGGAUGGUUAACUACAGAUCCAAGAAAACAGUGCUCCAAAGAAGAUGGUGGUGGAUGGUGGUACAAUCGAUGCCAUGCAGCCAACCCUAAUGGCAGAUACUAUUGGGGAGGGACUUACACCUGGGAUAUGGCAAAACAUGGUACAGAUGAUGGUAUUGUAUGGAUGAACUGGAAGGGGUCAUGGUAUUCAAUGAAGAAGAUGAGCAUGAAAAUCAAGCCAUACUUCCCAGAUUAAUCAAUCAAAAUGUAUAGAAUCGGGAAUUUUCUUUUCAUAUUUGUACCUUUUUUUUUUUUUUGUAUUGUAUUCAGGCUUGUCUUUGCAUGUGAGAACCAAAUAUGCAGGUCCUACCAUAUCAUGACCUAAAGAGAAACAUGAUGACAACUGAAAAUCAAAAUCUGAACCAUGAAUAUAAGCCAUAAAGAGUAUUUUGUUCAUUUUUUCAUUUGUUCACAAGACAAAAGUACUGGUCUAAAAUAAGGCUUGAGGCAAUAAUAUGUAUAAAAAUAUAGCUACUUCACUCUUUUACAAAGAAGUUACAUACCAGAUCUGAACAGAUCUGAACAGAUUACUGUAAAAUGUUUUCUAAAAAUUAAAUAAAGUCUUGAAAAUCAAGUUUUCAUCACAAUUCUUAAGUAUUUGUAUGUAAACUGGGAAGAAGCAAACAUCCCACCAUAGAAAGGACUGCUUUCUUCUUUUAUACCAUAGAGGCACGGUAAACUACCUGUGUAACAUAUUGAGAAGGAA
Phasianus colchicus (ring-necked pheasant) is the source of this 5068-nucleotide messenger RNA. It is a transcript of the gene FGB, whose product is annotated as fibrinogen beta chain. Gene Ontology annotation, cellular component: fibrinogen complex. The record is from RefSeq and is a predicted model, not a curated record. NCBI's taxonomy places the organism in Eukaryota, Metazoa, Chordata, Aves, Galliformes, Phasianidae. Gene Ontology annotation, molecular function: signaling receptor binding; protein-macromolecule adaptor activity; extracellular matrix structural constituent. Gene Ontology annotation, biological process: blood coagulation; platelet activation; fibrinolysis.